AUGGCUGCCUACAUCGAUUUCAACCAGCCGACUCUCUGGCUGUCUGCUGCAAGCAUUGCGUUCAACCCGACUUUCUGGAACAUCGCUGCUAGACAAGAAUACCACAACAAGGUCAUCACCAAGCUCUUUGGCGGCAACCCGCGCUACGGCUGCUACGCGCUCGCCGUUACCAUCUUCUCGCUGGGAAUCAUUCGCGAUGCUAUCUACAAAACCGCCAUCGAAGCGCAGCCCACACUACCCCUCCUCCUCACGCCCACCUUCCGCAGCAUCGCGUACGGCCUGCUCGCGUCGGGCAACGUGCUGGUCCUGUCGUCCAUGUGGGCGCUGGGCGUGACGGGCACGUACCUGGGCGACUACUUCGGCAUCCUGAUGGACGAGAAGGUGACGGCGUUCCCCUUCAGCGUCACCGACGCGCCCAUGUACUGGGGCAGCACCGCGUCCUUCCUCGGCACCGCCAUCCUCUUCGGCAAGCCCGCCGGCGUCUUCCUCACGGCCCUCGUCUACGUCGCCUACAGCAUCGCCCUCCGCUACGAGGACCCCUUCACCGCUGAGAUUUAUGCGAAGAGGGAGCGCGAGCGCGCUGCCGGUAAGAAGUCGUCGUAA
Molecule: messenger RNA, 603 nt
Organism: Lasiodiplodia theobromae
Lineage: Eukaryota; Fungi; Ascomycota; Dothideomycetes; Botryosphaeriales; Botryosphaeriaceae
Product: Methylene-fatty-acyl-phospholipid synthase protein
Exons: 5
Coding region: 1-603 (200 amino acids)
Biological process (GO): phosphatidylcholine biosynthetic process
Molecular function (GO): S-adenosylmethionine-dependent methyltransferase activity
Source: RefSeq, a predicted model, not a curated record